AUGAUCAGUCAUUUCGUAUACUCUCUCUUAUUAUUACUCCUCGCUGCCAGCUUCUCCGUUCCUAUCUCCGGCGACACUGACGCUGAUGCGCUUUUGAAGUUCAAGUCAUCUCUCGUGAACACCACUGUCCUCGAUGCCGAUGGAUGGAGUUCCGGUGUCCCUCCUUGCACCGGGGACACAGGAAGCGACUCAACAUGGAAAGGAGUCAUGUGCGAGAACGGCGUCGUUUACGCUCUCCGCUUAGAGAACAUGAGCCUGUCGGGGACGCUUGACUUGCAACCGCUAGUCUCAAUGCAUAGUCUCGAGAGCGUGAGCUUCAUGUACAACAGCUUCGAAGGGCCGAUGCCACGUGGAGUCGACGGGAUUGCGUCGCUUGUGUAUCUUUACUUGGCGCAUAACAAGUUUUCAGGUGAGAUCGACGGUGAUUUGUUUGAUGGCAUGAAGGAUCUUGUGAAGGUUCAUCUUGAAGGUAACAUGUUUUCCGGUAAGAUUCCCGAGUCUUUGGGGAGAUUGCCGAAGCUGACGGAGUUGAAUCUUGAGGAUAAUAUGUUCACCGGGAAAAUACCGGAGUUUAAACAUAAGAGUGUCGUUACCGUUAACGUUACUAAUAAUCAGUUAGAGGGUCGUAUUCCGCUUGCUCUCAGCCAGAUGAACACCACCUUCUUCCAAGGUAACAAGGGGCUGUGUGGACCACCUUUGCUUCCCUGUAAAACCCGUACCCCGUUGCUUCCCAUAUUUCUCCUCGCAAUCACUAUCCUCGCCGUCCUAGUACUCAUCGUUGUCUUCUGCUCAAUCUGCAUCUUCGGCCGUAGUAAACACAAAGGCAGCAGCGAACACGAUCUCGCCCACAGCAGAAGCCUCGGCACAAUCAACGCAACAUCCGAACAACAACUCAGCGAAAAAAGCUCGUUGGACUCCAAAGUCUACAGGAAACUAGCCAACGAAGCCGUGCAACGAGACUCAUUAGCAACAUCAUCAAUAUUAUCCGAGGCAGCUUUGCCUCGGGAGGAAGACAAGAAAGGAGAUCAAAAGAAGCUGCAUUUCGUAAGGAAUGAUGAUCAGGAGAAGUUCACGCUACAAGAAAUGCUCUGUGCAUCUGCGGAGGUUCUCGGAAGCGGAGGGUUUGGAUCGUCGUACAGGGCGGCUUUACCGAACGGACGUGCUGUUGUUAUAAAGAGGUUAAGGUUUAUGAGUAAUAUUGGGAGAGAGGAGUUUUAUGAUUAUAUGAAGAAGAUCGGACGGUUGUCUCAUCGUAAUCUACUUCCGUUGAUUGCUUUCCACUACAGAAAAGAUGAGAAGCUUUUUGUCACUGAUUUCAUUCCUCUUGGUAGCCUUGCUAAUCUCCUCCAUGCCAAGCGGAAACCAGGUCAGGUGGUCUUGGAUUGGCCUAUCCGGUUAAAGGUUGUAAGAGGAGUCACUAGAGCUUUGGCUUAUCUCUACACAAUAUUCCCCGACCUGAAUCUCCCUCACGGCCAUCUCAAAUCAUCCAACGUCUUGCUUGACAACGACUUCGAGCCGCUACUAACGGACUACGCUCUCGUCCCCGUGGUUGACAAAGAUCAGUCUCAGUUCAUGGUGGCUUACAAGUCACCAGAGUUCACUCUCCAAAACCGCACAUCAAGAAAGUCUGAUGUCUGGAGCUUAGGAAUCUUGAUUCUCGAGUUACUCACUGGGAAGUUUCCUGCGAACUUUCUCCGGCAAGGGAAAGGAGCUGAUGAUGAGUUAGCUGUUUGGGUUGAGUCAGUAGCGAGAACUGAGUGGACACCUGAUGUGUUUGACAAGGAGAUGCAAGCAGGGAGAGAGCAUGAAGGGCAGAUGUUGAAGCUGCUCAAGAUUGGGUUGAGAUGUUGUGAUUGGGAUGUAGAGAGGAGAAUGGAGCUUCAGGAGGCUGUUGAUCGGAUAGAAGAAGUUGAUCAGAGAGAUGUUGGUGACAGUUUUCAAGAGAGUUUUCGAUCUUCAUACGUGACUGCUGAUUAUGAAUAUCGUUUUUCAAGAAGCAUGACUGGGGAGUUUUCGCUCGUCCGUCCUUUCAUUAUCAUUCCGACAAAAAGCAACUCAUCAUAUAGUUUCCUUCUUCCUUUUCAAAACAUACAUUUUUGGUUUUUGGCUUCUUCCGAGAUGAUUCUUCAUGACAAACCUUUGGUGGUAUACUCUCUUUUCGUAUUAUUACUCGCUGUUAGCUUCUUUGUUCCUAUCUCCAGCGACGGUAACGCUGAUGCUCUUCUGAAGUUCAAGUCAUCUCUCGUGAACGCCACCGUCCUCACCGGAUGGGACGACUCCGGUGAACCUCCUUGCACCGGGAAAAAAGGAAGCAACUCGAAAUGGAAAGGAGUCAUGUGUUCUGCCGGCGUUGUUUACGCUCUCCGUCUAGAGAACAUGAGCCUCACGGGGACGCUUGACGUGGAACCACUAGGUUCCUUGCGCGGUCUCAAGAGCGUUAGCUUCAUGCGUAACGGUUUCGAAGGUCCGAUACCACGUGGACUCAACGGGCUUGUUUCGCUUGUGCAUCUUUACUUGUCGCAUAACAGGUUUUCGGGAGAGAUUGAGGGUAGAUUGUUUGACCGAAUGAAGGAUCUGGUGGAGGUUCAUCUCGAAGGUAACAUGUUUUCCGGUAAGAUUCCGGAGUCUUUGGGGAAACUGCCGAAGCUGAAGGAGUUGAAUCUUGAGGAUAAUAUGUUCACGGGGAAGAUACCACCGUUUAAUCAGAAGAAUCUUGUUACCGUUAAUGUUGCUAAUAAUCGAUUAGAGGGUCGUAUUCCGUUAACUCUCGGUCUCAUGAACCUCACCUUCUUCUUAGGUAACAAGGGGCUGUGUGGACCUCCUCUGCUUCCCUGCAGAUACCAUCGCACGCCAUUAGUCACAGUGUUCCUCCUCGCCCUCACCGUCCUCGCCGUCGUAAUCCUCAUAACCGUCUUCUGCUCCGUUUGCAUCCUCAGCCGUCGUCAACGCAGAGGCCCCGAACCCUAUCACAGCCCCAGCCCCAGCAUCGGCCUCGGCACAGUCUACGGACCAAGCGAGCCACAACAACCACAAAACAGUGAGAAGAGUUCACAGGACUCAAAGGUCUACAGGAAGCUAGCCAGCGAAGCUGUGCAGCGAGAGUCAACAACAACAACGUCGUCAUCAGUAUUAUCUGUGCCUCGAGAGGGAGAAGACAAGCGUGGAGGAGAUCAACGGAAGCUACAUUUCGUGCGGAAUGAUCGGGAGAAGUUUACGUUACAGGAUAUGCUACGCGCGUCGGCGGAGGUUUUAGGAAGCGGGGCGUUUGGAUCGUCGUAUAAGGCGGCUUUAACGAGCGAUAGUGCGGUGGUUGUGAAACGGUUUAGGUUUAUGAGUAAUAUUGGGAGGGAAGAGUUUUAUGAUCAUAUGAAGAAGAUCGGACGGUUGUCUCAUCCUAAUCUGCUUCCGUUGAUUGCUUUCCACUACAGAAAAGAUGAGAAGCUUUUUGUCACUGAUUAUAUUCCCAAUGGCAGCCUCGCCAAUCUCCUCCAUGCAAACCGGACACCCGGUCAGGUGGUUUUGAAUUGGCCAAUCCGGUUAAAAAUUGCAAGAGGAGUAACCAGAGGUUUAGCUUAUCUCUACAGAACAUUCCCUGAUCUGAAUAUCCCACACGGCCAUCUAAAAUCAUCCAACGUGUUGCUUGACCAUGACUUCGAGCCGCUACUAACGGACUACGCUCUAGUCCCUGUGGUCAACAGGGGACAGUCUCACCAGUUCAUGGUGGCUUACAAGUCACCUGAGUUCACUCAGCAAGAACGAACAUCAAGAAAGUCUGAUGUCUGGAGCUUAGGAAUCUUGAUUCUCGAGAUACUGACGGGUAAGUUUCCGGCUAACUAUCUCCGGCAAGGGAAAGGAGCUGAUGAUGAGUUAGCUGCUUGGGUUGAGUCAGUAGCGAGAACUGAGUGGAAUGGUGAUGUGUUUGAUAAGGAGAUGCAAGCAGGGAAGGAACAUGAAGGUCAGAUGUUGAAGCUGCUCAAGAUUGGGUUGAGGUGUUGUGAUUGGGAUGUAGAGAGGAGAAUGGAGCUUCACGAGGCUGUUGAUCGGAUAGAAGAAGUUGAUCACGGAGAUGCAGGUGGAGGUCAAGGUCAAGAGAGUUUUCGAUCUUCAUAUGUGACUGCUAGUGAUGGUGAUCAUCGUUUUUCAAGUGCCAUGGCUGGGGAGUUCUCGCUCGUGUAA
Molecule: messenger RNA, 4176 nt
Organism: Eruca vesicaria subsp. sativa (arugula)
Lineage: Eukaryota; Viridiplantae; Streptophyta; Magnoliopsida; Brassicales; Brassicaceae
Source: the annotation of a GenBank genome assembly